AUGACCGACUUCGCUGACAAAAUGGAGCGGGAGGGUCACGCUCAACAAAUCGUUGACUCCAAGCCUUCACGGCAGGCAUCGACCUAUCUGGAACAAGUCACCUAUCAGAUGCGUCGCAAUCGGGGUCGUGAAUUACCAGGCCUUUUCAACCCUUCGAUAAUUGGGGAUCUCUUUUUCGAGCAGGCGAAGCCGUGGCUGCACAUUGUCAAUGAGGUAACCGCUAAGCUUAUCGAUGCUACUUGGGAGACUGUUGAGCUGGUGCUCGACAAAGCAGCUGAUUCGGUGACAAAAGAAGGUAUCAUGCGAUACGCGAUUCGCCCAAACAUGGAACCAAUUUGUGGAAAACUGCUUGUAAAAGCUGAGGAGGUCCUAUUGCCGCAUCGAAAGGGCCACCCCUUGACGUUCAAUCAUUAUUUUACCGAGAACCUCCAGCAGAAACGACAAGCAGAGCAUCGCAAGUUCGCAUACGAGAAAAUCCGUGCCUUUCUCAACGUUGAUCUAACAAGCGAGAAUACUUGGGUCUCCCACCACUCGUUCGAUGCAAAACGUCGCCAGACUGACCCGGAGGACAUGGACAGAUUUGCAGCAACGGAGGCGACCAAUGCCAUGGAAGCCUACUACAAGGUUGCCCUGAAGUCCGUCAUCGAUGCUUUUGGCAUGUAUGCUGUUGAGGGGUGUCUUCUUGCAGGAUUGCCAGAUAUCUUCAUGCCUGAGAUCGUCUACCAAUUGGAUGACGAGACAGUCACUAGAAUUGCGGGGGAAUCUACCGACACGGUGGUCGAACGAGAAGACCUUCAAAAGAAGUUCAAAGUCCUGGACGAGACGAUGGUUACACUUCGUCGACUCAAGACAUUUAUGAGUUCGGGUACGAGACUUAAAAAUUUUCCCCUUGUGAAUGUUGCCCGAACUGACUGUUGA
Molecule: messenger RNA, 918 nt
Organism: Exophiala viscosa
Lineage: Eukaryota; Fungi; Ascomycota; Eurotiomycetes; Chaetothyriales; Herpotrichiellaceae
Exons: 5
Coding region: 1-918 (305 amino acids)
Source: RefSeq, a predicted model, not a curated record